This is a messenger RNA of Phymastichus coffea, 2267 nucleotides long. It is a transcript of the gene Uba2, whose product is annotated as SUMO-activating enzyme subunit 2. Lineage: Eukaryota; Metazoa; Arthropoda; Insecta; Hymenoptera; Eulophidae. The record is from RefSeq and is a predicted model, not a curated record. Bases 11 to 2026 code for a protein of 671 amino acids. The transcript is spliced from 8 exons. Gene Ontology annotation, cellular component: cytoplasm; SUMO activating enzyme complex. Gene Ontology annotation, biological process: protein sumoylation. Gene Ontology annotation, molecular function: SUMO activating enzyme activity.
AAAGCCGAAAAUGGCAGCGUCAGUGGAAGGUGUCUUUAACGAAGAUCUACAAAAUGCAAUUCUAAAGAGUAAAGUGCUGGUGGUCGGUGCUGGAGGAAUCGGCUGUGAGAUCUUAAAAAAUCUAGUAUUAUCUGGAUUUCCUGAUAUCGAAAUAAUUGAUCUCGACACAAUUGACGUGAGCAAUUUGAACCGACAAUUUUUAUUUCAAAAACAACACGUCGGAAAAUCAAAAGCUGCUGUGGCUCGAGAAACUGCGUUGACUUUCAAUCCAGAUGUCAAAAUAGUAUAUCACCAUGAUAGCAUUACAACUUCACAAUAUGGAGUCAACUACUUUAAGCAGUUCACAUUUGUUAUGAAUGCACUGGACAAUAGGGCUGCAAGGAAUCAUGUUAAUCGCAUGUGCUUAGCAGCAGAUAUACCUUUGAUUGAAUCAGGAACUGCAGGUUACGAUGGUCAGGUAGAACUAAUUAAGAAAGGACUCACUCAAUGUUAUGAGUGUACUCCUAAAGUAGCACAAAAGACAUUCCCUGGAUGUACCAUUCGUAAUACACCAAGCGAGCCUAUUCAUUGCAUAGUUUGGGCUAAGCAUUUGUUUAAUCAACUGUUUGGAGAAGAAGAUCCAGAUCAAGAUGUUUCACCUGAUACAGCCGAUCCUGAAGCCGCUGGAGAUACUGCUGGAAAAGAUGCUCUGCAAACUGAGGCUAAUAACCAAGGGAAUGUUGAUCGAGUAUCGACUAGAACAUGGGCACAAUCUACAAGCUAUAAUCCUGAAAAGUUGUUUACUAAGUUGUUUAAUGAAGAUAUCAGAUAUCUUUUGAGCAUGGAUAACUUAUGGAAGAAACGUAGACCACCUGUUCCUUUAGACUGGAAUAAUCUGCCAUGUGAAGUUACCAAGAACAGUACAGAAGAAUCAACUUUGCGGGAUCAGCAGCAGUGGAGUAUAGCGCAAUGUGCAACGAUUUUCUCGGAGUCUAUUAAGAAUUUAAGCGAAGCAUUCUACGCUUGCCGACAAAAAUCAGCGACCGAUAAUUUAGUCUGGGACAAAGAUGACUCAACUGCCAUGGACUUUGUUGCUGCGUGCGCCAACAUCAGGUCAUAUAUUUUUGGCAUUCCACAGAAGACACGCUUCGAGAUCAAAUCAAUGGCGGGAAACAUCAUUCCAGCCAUAGCAACGACAAAUGCGAUAAUAGCUGGAGUUGUUGUUCUCCAUGCUUUCCGUGUGUUGUUGAACAAACUGGAAGACUGCAAGUCCGUUUACCUCCGUCCCAAAAUGAACCACAAGAAUCAACUGCUCGUACCGGAAAAGUGUAUCAACGCACCGAAUCCUAAAUGCUACGUGUGUGCCAGCAUGCCAACAGCUGCCCUCGCUACCGACGUGAAAAAAAUGACUGUGAAACAAUUGGAGGACACAGUAUUGAAAGCCGGCAUGAACAUGAUUGCUCCAGACGUUUUGAUCGAUGGCAAAGGUAUUGUAGUUAUCAGCAGUGAGGAAGGAGAGACUGAGGAGAAUAACGACAAAGUUCUCGAGGAGGUUGGAAUUGUUGAUGGAGUAAUUCUCAGCGUCGAUGAUUUUCUGCAAAACUAUUCGCUCAAAGUUACUGUUGUUCAUCGGGAUAAGCCGGCCCCCAACAGUACCGAACCCGAGUUUGUCAUCACUGCUGAUGCUGAAGAUCUGAAGCCUAAAGCAGAGGAGAACAAUGUUGCUGAGAAACCGUCUACCUCGAAUGGACAAUCCACUCCCAUGGAAGUCUCACCGAUUGCUAGAAAGCGUAAGACCAAUGAGAUGGUAUCGGAUACACUAACCAAAAAACCAAGAGUCGAAGCAAAUCACAGCUCAAACGACAGUGACGACGACAUAUGCAUAGUAGAACAGGAUUCCAAUUCGUUUAGUGGGUCAUCCUCGUCAUCAUCCUCGUCGGUAACGUCCAAACACAAAACGGUCGCUCCAACAGAUGACGAUGACGACUGCUAUAUCGUCGACGAUGACGAGAAUAUCGAUGGCCAUGUGAUUACUAACCAGAUUUAAUAUUUCAAUUUUUUUUGUUUAACUAAUUGUAAACUAAUAAUUCUCUUUUUUUUCUUGUUCCUUGUAUUUGGAUAAUGAAUUUUUUCUUUCGUUACGUGCUGAUAGAAACAAACGUAGAUUAGAACCUUAAACUUAUUUAUGAAUCUAAUGAAUGUAAAUCGACAGCAUUGUUUCUGUUUUUUCAUACGAAAAGUAUAUUUUGCACACUCAUUCUUUGAUGAGAUAUCAUUUUGUGAAUAGA